This is a messenger RNA of Lactuca virosa, 1879 nucleotides long. NCBI's taxonomy places the organism in Eukaryota, Viridiplantae, Streptophyta, Magnoliopsida, Asterales, Asteraceae. The record is from the annotation of a GenBank genome assembly.
AAAACCCCUAAAACGUAAUCUCAAAAUUUCUACCAAGAACACUCACACACGCUUGGUUUAUUGAGUCGAAAUCGACAAAUCUUGACGUAAAUCUGAUGAUUCUUCAACGUUCGAUUCCGAUUUUCAGUUUCUGCAAAUUAACUUCAUUGUCGUCUCCCAAAUUCCUGUUCUUACCUUUCAGCUUAUCAUCAUCGACUUCCUGUUCACCACACACGUCUCGAUUCCACCACCGGCCGCGCGGCCGAAUUAGGACCUUUUCCACCGCCGUCUCCGUCAAUGAAAAGGAAAGCGAUACCUUCUUUGCCGAUGACACUGUUUCCUGGAGUUCCCUAGGGGUUGUUGAUAGACUUUCUCAAGCUCUUUCUAGAAUUGGCCUCAAUCGUCCUUCUCUGGUUCAGGCCGUGUCUUUACCUCCUAUACUCCAUGGAAAUGAUGUUGUGGUUGCAGCUGAGACUGGCAGUGGCAAAACUCAUGGCUAUCUUGUUCCACUGUUCAAUAAACUAUGCACAACAACAAACGAUUCAGUUGACACCGAUCAGCAACUGAAUCGGCCUCAUAUGUCUCUUGUUCUUUGCCCUAAUGUCAUGUUAUGUGAGCAAGUCGUUCGAAUGGCCAACUGUAUCUGCAAUGAUAAUGGUGAACCACUUUUUCGAGUUGCAGCUGUCUGUGGACGCCAGGGCUGGCCAGUUAAUGAACCCAACAUAAUCGUGUCAACACCUGCAGCUCUUCUGAAUUUCCUUCAUGCCAUUGAUCCAGAAAGGAGGCGUCGUGCUAAUUUCAUUCGUGAUGUUAAACAUGUGGUUUUUGAUGAAGCUGACAUGCUUCUUUGUGGGAGUUUCCAAAACCAAGUUAUUCGCCUCAUAAACAUGUUCCGUUUUGAUGAAAAACUCUUGUCACGUGCAAAAAAUUCUUCACCUGAGAAGCCAUUGGAUAUAGAAUCUGAAUCCAAUAUGCUAUUUGAAGACUGGAAAAGAUACAGAGAGAUAUACGAAAGAAGCAAACAAUACAUAUUUGUUGCAGCAACACUUCCUGAAAAUGGAAAAAGAACAGCUGGAGGUGAACUCAAACGAUUAUUUCCAGAAGCCACAUGGGUUAGUGGCCAUUAUCUUCAUCGACACAAUCCAAGAUUAGAGCAAAAGUGGAUUGAAGUUACAGUUGACACACAAGUGGAUGUACUUAUAGAUGCAAUCAAUCAUAAAUCCAAGACAUUAAAUUCCAAUAAUGAAUUGAGUAGAACAAUGGUGUUUGCAAAUACAGUUGAGGCUGUUGAAGCUGUUGCCCAAGUUUUACAUGGAAAAGGCAUUGAAUGUUAUUGUUAUCACAGUGAAAGCUCUUUAGAAGAACGCACAAGAAAUUUGAUUGAUUUUAAAGAAAAAGGUGGUGUUUUUGUUUGCACUGAUGCUGCUGCACGUGGCACUGACAUUCCCAAUGUCUCACAUGUUAUACAGGCAGAAUUUGCAACAUCUGCUGUAGAUUUCUUACACAGGGUGGGUCGAACAGCUAGAGCGGGUCAACCGGGCCUGGUCACAAGCAUGUACAAUGAGUCAAACCGGGAUCUUGUUUCUGCAGUUUGUCAAGCUGAGAACCUCUGUGAGCCUGUGGAAAAGGCAUUUAGUAGGAAACGAAGCUUCAGGAAGAAACUAAAGAAGCAAGGUAGGAUUGGAAGUAAUACAGUGCACAUUCAAGAUAGAUUAGCAGUUUAAAACAUGAUGAAGCAUAAAACAUUCUGGAAAUUCAGUAAAUAGGUACACACCCGGAGCUUUUGAGAAGACAGCCUAGUGCCGCGCUGCGACUUUUGUCUUUUACUGUACCUACUUUUGAUGUCGAAUAUCUAAUGUAUAAAGACUUAUGUAAAAACUUAUACAUUAUUAAUGCAAUG